UGAUACACCCGUGACGUCCCAGCCUGAUGUCAUAUGAGCGGGGGGCAAAUCCAAAACCAACAUUUGGAGAAUGUGUUGUACCUGACAGCCGUGAUGUGUUGUCUGGCAUGGUUUGACGCAUGAAGUGCAGCCGAUUGGAGUCAAAAAUAAAGAAACGCAGACAUUAACUACACAAAGGCUUGUAUUGUUAUCAAUCCAUGGACUAUCUGCUGUUACAGUGGAAUAUUUUAAAUGCGCGACUUAUCAGCCCUUAAUAUGCCCUUAAUAGCCACUAUGGCUAAAUCUAAAUUCAACCAAACUGAACAUUGGAAGACUAAACUAAGAAAAAAAACUCAAUUUUCUGUAAUCUUAAAAACCUAAACUGCUGUUACGUUGACUGUUUAAUUGUUUAAUGUUCGGAACUACAAGGCCCACAAUUCCUUUCACCUCUCCCCAGUCUCACCGUUGCCCUGACGACCGCGGCGUACACUUCACACGGAAAGCUAGCCUGUUGGGUAGCUAUGGGGUUUUGGUUGUUGGUUCGUUUGUUUGAUUGUUUGUUUUCUUAAUGUGUUCUGAAGCUUUCUGAGUUCAUAAAAAUUACGGAACCAUGAAGGAAUCCCCGAAAGAACAGUUUCCGUCGGCGUCACCUGGCUGCCGCCCCCCAGGGUGCCCCGGUGACGCGCCUCGCGGGGGAGACGACACCGAGAUGGAGAUAAAGCAGAUAACCUUGCACGAGAGAUCUCAGGAAGCGAAACAACACAGCAAGAAGAAUGGCGUUCUAACUGCUGACAUGGUCUGCAGGCACGUGUCCAGCCAGGGGCGAGUUGGCACUGGGCUGCAGUAUUCCUACCACCACCUGUGUUUGCCUAGUCAAGAUCUCAGGGACAUCUCUGUUUUAUGUAAUUAUGUCCAUCUUCAAAAGCUGCAACUGCCACACAACAAAAUCAAAGAUUUAUCCUGUGUGAGCCACAUGCCCCAACUCGCCAUCCUGGACGCUUCUCACAACGAAAUCUUCAGCUUCUUUGGAUUCCAGCCCCCCAAGAACCUAAAAGAAGUCAAUUUCUCCCACAACCACAUAACAAAAAUGAAGGACUUGUCAGCCUUUUCAUCUCUUAGUAAUUUGGAUCUGGGCCACAACCGUUUCAGUGCGAUCGAGGGACUUGAGCGAUGCUGCAAGCUCACCGAUCUCAACCUGGAACACAACAAGAUCUCCAGGAUCAGCGGCCUGGACAGUCUGCCGCUCACACGCCUCUGCCUUAGGGGAAACCAGCUGGAGAGGAUUGAAGGGUUGGAUAAUCUGAAGUCUCUGCAGGUUGUCGACCUGUCUCUGAACCGCAUCAUCGCUCUCUCUGGCCUACAGAGUCUCCACCUCCUGGGCUCUAUCAAUCUGGAGAAAAACCUGAUCAGUGAAAUUCAAGAGUGCAAACACAUUCAUGAUCUCUUCCUGUUGAGGGACCUCAACCUGCUGGGAAACCCCGUGCAGGAGCAACCCGAUUACAGAUUGGCAGUUGUCUUUCUCCUUCAACAUCUGACGACGCUGGACACAGAGAAGGUCACUGCUGAAGAAAAGGUGUCAUCAGUGAACAAGUACGACCCUCCUUUGGAUGUGGUGGCAGCCAGGGAUCACAUGACCCACCUGGUGUAUCAUCUCAUGCAGCCUCAGGAGCUCUAUGACAGUACUAUGCCCAGUGCUGACACUCCAUAUCCAAUGCUGGUUUUGACCGGUCCUCAAGGCUGUGGGAAGAGAAAUCUGGCUCACAGACUUUGUCAGGAGUUGAGCGAAUACUUCGCCUACGGAACCUGUCACACCACAAGGGGCCCCUACUUGGGAGAGGAGAAUGGAAUUGAUUACCAUUUUGUCAGUGAGGACACUUUUCAGAACAUGAUUCACAUGGGUAAAUUCAUCGAGACCAUGCAGAACGGGGGUCACAGCUACGGUCUGAGCAGAGACGCCGUGGAGGAAGUAGCCAAAGAAGGACUAGCCUGCUGUGUGCACAUGGAGCUGGAGGGCGUGCUCAGUCUGAAGAACAGCCACUUCGAGCCUCGAUACAUCCUGCUCAUCCCCACCCGGGUGGACAAAUACACGGAGAACCUGAAAAGCAGCGGCCUCGACACCGCGGCACAGAUCGAACAGGCGAUGUCACGCGUGGAGCUCUACGCCAGUACACACCGGCACAGACUGGGAUUCUUCGAUAAUGUCAUCCCCUGUGAUGACUGGGAGGAAACCUAUCAGGCACUGAAGCAAAUAGUGAAGGAGUACCUGUUGCUCGAGGAGAAGGAAGAAGGAGAAAGCCAGGACAGCGCGUCGCCUGACGACCCCUCAACUGGUCCCCAGCUGGAGGAGAAACAGCAUCUGACUCCAACCCGGUCGAGGUCAGGAUCAUGGCCACUGACGUCACACUCCUUCAAAGCUCUUGACCCCUCGGACCUGUCUUACAGACACUACUUCAACAAGAUCCAGUUGGAGCUCGGCCCCCAGAGGAGCGGCGCCGAGGUAGCUUCCAUCAGGAGGCGUGAGCGGCAGGUGAGAGAGGCCAUUGUGGGGAAGAGUCCCGGGAUCUACAGCCAGCUCUUCAAAAGCUCUGCUCAAACAGCAUCCCCAUCCGCGCUGAAUCCUGAUUCCCAUUUUAGUGAGGACAGCUCCGAUGGGUCUCCUGCCAGCUCGGCGCCGACUGUGCCCGGUUCAGCCGGGGGCUUUUCUGCCUCAGUGCGGCCACUAGAUGUGUCUGUCCUGGGACCCACCUUGGAAACACUCAAAGGCGACACUCCCGAAGGCCCGCCGGUGGGCACGGACCCGCCCGCCGGGGCCGCGUCUCCCUCCUCGGAUAGACGUCCCGGCUCCAACGUCAAGCCCAUCCUGCCGCCCAUCCCGUUCGGGCGCAAGACCCCCGGCUCGCCCAGCCCAGUGCCUUCAUCCCAGGGCCAUCGCUCGGACACGGCGGCGAGGGAGAGGGAGGAGAUGCAGAGAAGAAGGGAUCGCUUCACGUAGCUCAGGAAAUGAGUCAAAGCCAAUCUGUCGGUAAAAGUAUUCAAGGAUGUUACUUAAAUUAUGAGCAUAGUCGGUUAAACUGCAAGAAAAUGAAAUGUCUGUACGGUCAAAAGGUAAAUGUCAACCGCUAAACAUGUUUGUUGCUACCUGAGUGUGACGAAAUGAACACUUGAGGUUAGACUGUCAGGACUGGUCUAUUCCUGUGAGUCGUUGCCUUGAUCUUUUGCAAAUGCUUCAUUAUAAAUGGUAAGUGUUGGUAUUGCUAACCAUACAUAUAUAUAUAUAUAUAUAUUGAAUGAGAUGAGAUUGUAAUUAUAGGCACAGUUGUGUUUUGUAGAAUUACUGGCUCACUGGCCUGAGGGCAAAGUGUUGACAUUUGUUAUAAAAAAAGAAAAAAAGCUCCGACACGGAUUGCAUUUCAGUCCUGAGGAAUAUAGUGAUGUGUGAAAGACGGUGCUUAUUUCUUUUUGUUUAUUCACAUUAAUAUGUUCUUACGCUCGACUAAAGGUCAGUGUCUGCAAAGGACGUGAUGCAUUUCAUGUUUCAUGAAUUGGGCAUCGCAUGUCCUACCAUUCAGCGAUGUCAUCGGGGAGGAUUCGCCAUUGACGCCUAGCUGCUGAUCUUUCAUAUGCAGCGUGGAGCUCUUGUCAAUGCGCAAUAAAUACAUCAUUAAUCUAAAUUGUUUCUGAUGGGAUUACUUAUUCAACUGGAAAUGCCUUCAUAUGGAACGUGUUGACAGGUAUUAAACAGU
Molecule: messenger RNA, 3722 nt
Organism: Pungitius pungitius (ninespine stickleback)
Lineage: Eukaryota; Metazoa; Chordata; Actinopteri; Perciformes; Gasterosteidae
Gene: lrguk
Product: leucine-rich repeats and guanylate kinase domain containing
Exons: 21
Coding region: 590-2971 (793 amino acids)
Cellular component (GO): cytosol
Molecular function (GO): GMP kinase activity; protein binding
Source: RefSeq, a predicted model, not a curated record